GUUCUUUCUCCAUAUCUCUCUAUUUUACAAUUAAAAGAAGAAAAGUAUAUUGGGAUAGGCGGCAAUGAAGGGACUGAGAGGUUUCGAUGUCAUUGGUUUAUUCGUAAUUUGCAUGUAUGUUGUUGCAUUGUCCAUUGUUGUUUCAGGACGGCCAGCCACUUUUCUUGAGGAUUUUAGGGUCACUUGGGCGGAUAACCAUGUAAGGCAACUUGAUGGUGGAAGGGGAAUACAACUUGUUCUCGACCAAAGUUCUGGCUGUGGGUUUGCGUCGAGGCGGCAAUACUUGUUUGGAAAAGUGAGCAUGAAAAUAAAGUUGGUUCCUGGCGACUCGGCAGGAACAGUGACUGCAUUUUACAUGAACUCAGACACGGACACAAUACGGGAUGAAUUAGACUUUGAGUUCUUGGGAAAUAGGAGUGGACAACCAUACACAGUUCAAACUAAUAUAUAUGCUCAUGGAAAGGGUGAUAGAGAGCAAAGGGUGAACUUGUGGUUCGACCCUGCAGCUGAUUUCCAUACUUAUUCAAUCAUGUGGACUCGUUGGCUAAUCAUAUUUGGUGUGGAUGAUAUCCCAAUAAGGGUAUAUAAGAACCACGAAGAGAAAGGGAUCCCAUAUCCAAAGUUACAACCAAUGGGAGUGUAUUCAACACUAUGGGAAGCGGAUGACUGGGCCACAAGAGGUGGUUUGGAGAAGAUUGAUUGGAAGAAAGCCCCAUUCUAUGCAUAUUACAAGGACUUUGACAUCGAGGGUUGCCCUGUCCCAGGGCCAGCAAACUGCCCUUCAAACCCCAACAAUUGGUGGGAAGGGACUGCCUAUAGGACUUUAAGCCCUGCCCAAGCAAAAAAUUACCAAUGGGUCAAAGCCAAUCAUAUGAUCUAUGACUAUUGCACCGACAAGUCUCGUUACCCUCAAACCCCGCCCGAGUGUGCUUUGGACAAUCUUUAAUUUGAAGUGUGGUGGAA
Cucumis sativus (cucumber) is the source of this 963-nucleotide messenger RNA. RefSeq names its product probable xyloglucan endotransglucosylase/hydrolase protein 7. Gene Ontology annotation, cellular component: apoplast; cell wall. Lineage: Eukaryota; Viridiplantae; Streptophyta; Magnoliopsida; Cucurbitales; Cucurbitaceae. Gene Ontology annotation, molecular function: xyloglucan:xyloglucosyl transferase activity; hydrolase activity, hydrolyzing O-glycosyl compounds. Gene Ontology annotation, biological process: xyloglucan metabolic process; cell wall biogenesis. The transcript is spliced from 4 exons. Bases 65 to 946 code for a protein of 293 amino acids. The record is from RefSeq and is a predicted model, not a curated record.